Lycium barbarum (goji berry) is the source of this 2032-nucleotide messenger RNA. RefSeq names its product transcription factor MYB41-like. The record is from RefSeq and is a predicted model, not a curated record. The transcript is spliced from 3 exons. NCBI's taxonomy places the organism in Eukaryota, Viridiplantae, Streptophyta, Magnoliopsida, Solanales, Solanaceae. The coding region runs from base 365 to 1336 and encodes 323 amino acids.
CAAAUAGAGCACUUUCUCCUAUAAUGAGCCUUGCGCAGCAUAAAUCCGAAUUAGUUGGAACUCAAAAUAAGCAACACACCGGUGUGAAAAACCAAAAAACAAAAUGACAUAGGGGCAUUCACGUAAAAUGAGGCCAGCGCCAAAUUCUAUUGACUUCAAUUUGUUUUAAAGCACUUCUUUCUCAUCUAUAAAUAAGAGUCAUAAAUCCCUCUAGCUAUAGGGACCGACAACUUCACUUUUAAGUUUCCAAAAUCUCACUCCUCUUCCAUAAUACAUCUCUUUCUGUUUUCUUCAAACAAUUACAAUCAAUAUUCCUAAAGACCAAAAAAAAAAAAAAAAAAAAAACAACAACAACAACAAUACUAUGGGAAGAACACCAUGUUGUGAUAAAAAUGGACUGAAGAAAGGUCCAUGGACCCCAGAGGAAGAUCAAAAACUCAUUCACUAUAUUCAAGUUCAUGGCCCUGGAAAUUGGAGAAACCUCCCCAAGAAUGCUGGACUUCAAAGGUGUGGCAAGAGUUGUCGUCUUCGGUGGACGAAUUAUUUGAGGCCUGAUAUUAGGAGAGGAAGAUUCUCUUUUGAAGAAGAGGAAACAAUUAUCCAACUUCAUAGUGUUCUUGGCAACAAGUGGUCUGCAAUAGCGGCUCGAUUGCCAGGAAGAACUGACAACGAAAUCAAGAAUUAUUGGAACACACAUAUAAGAAAAAGGCUUUUGAGGAUGGGCAUUGAUCCAGUGACACAUAGCCCUCGUCUUGAUUUCUUAGACUUAUCAUCAAUUCUCAACUCAACUCAACUUAAUCUUUCAAGCUUGUUGGGACUACAAGCACUUGUAAACCCUGAAAUAUUCAAACUUGCUAACUCCCUUUUACUAUCUCAAAAUGAAAAUCACGAACUGUUAUUACAAAAUCAAAACUCUGAAGGGCCUGAACUCAUGCUUCAAAAACUUCAACAAAAUCAAUUAUUGCAUAACCAAUCCUCUAUUUUCCAACAUAAUAAUCAACUGCACAACCAAGUUCCGGAAAUACCAAAUUGCACCCCACAAAAUGUUUCAUGUUCAUCUUCCCAAUCCAUGCAAGGUAACAUGGGACCUUAUUUGAUGAAUGGCCAAAUGUUCCAAGAAAAUGCGAUGCUACCUCUUCAAAAUUAUAGUUACUCUGCGUCCGAUGCAUCUGAGAACUCAACGAUUCAGUCCUUAAACAAUAACAACAAUCAGAAUAGUCAGAAUUUCAGCUUUGAUACGCCUUUGUCAGGCACGGAAGAAGAGAAAGAGAGUUAUUGCAGUAACUUCAUGAAGUUUGAAAUUCCAGAGAGUUUAGAUUUUGAUGAUUUGUUGUAAACUGUCCAAAGAGUUUGUAUCUCUCUCUGUUUUUUCUUUUUUGUUUCAUUUCCAGAUAGAGUUAAGUUGGAUAUGAGCCAUUGUCAUGUUAUUUUUUUUCUUUUUCCAAAUUAUGAAUAUGUACCACCAGUUUGUUAUCUUAUAAUAUCUUCUUUUAAAUUUAAUUUUUGUGCGGAGGCAGCGUAGUUUCAAAACUUGCGACACUUACCUCAAGGAUUUCUUUGUUUCAAAAGAUGAGACAAAAAAAAGCUAUUCUCUAAUGUAUAGAACAAUCAAAACAUGAUAAAAAGAAAUACUUAUUAAUUUAGAUAAACUGAGUUGAAUUAGAAAGUGAAAUCGCCGUGAACAUUUUUUUUUUUUUUUUUUUUUACAUAUUUAGAGGAUCUCACUCCAAAAAAAACGACAAAAAUCGACAUAAAAAAUCGACCUCCGAAUGUCAGUUUUAAAAAUUAUACAAUUAUAAAUGCGCCAUAUGAAAUCGAACACUCAACUUUAGAAUGGUAGGAUUAAUUUCAACUUCUAUACCAUUGGUGGUAUUUGGUUUAGGACUUUGUUUUCUUUUUAAUUUAUACUCUUCAAAUUUAUUUAUUUUUUGCAAAAACAUCGACCUCCGGGGGUCAGUUUCUUUUUUCUUUUUUCUUUUUUUUGAAAAAACGACCGCCAGAAGUCGGUAAUUUGCGAGAAAAAAAGGAGGAA